AUGGGCAAGGGCUGGUUUCAGCAGACCUACAGAAACUCUUGCUCGGGUCAUUCGAUUUGGCUGUUGCUGUGUUCUGGCCGUGAGCUGCUGCUGCUGCAGAACCAGCGGUAUUUGGGGAGCGAACACGGAGCUGCUCCAUCGCCCCGCCGGAGAUCCAAGGCAGCCCUCUCGUGGCCGCUGCUGUUCCGGAGCAAUUGCUGUGGCUUUAAUCCCCAUCGGCCCUUGGCACCGUCACAGCUCGGAACGCACGGAGUGGCCUCGGGAGAAGCGCUGGGGCGUGAGACAGACCCGCGCUUUACAUUUUGGUCGGGCGCUUUCUGUGUUCGAGCCGGCCAGGGCUGGAACACAACGGAGCUGCUCCAGAGAAUUCCAUUCUUGCCUACCACCGGCGCUGAAAUUGGCUCCAGGAACGCCUGUGGGUUUGGAACGCUUCACCAGGGUGACACUUUGUGGGGUUUGCUUUACUCCCGGCUCCUCUUGCCAGAUCUGCAGCGGGAAGAUGCCGAGAGUGACUGGAGUGCUGACUCCUGGAGUGACUACGGCAGUCGUGACAAACCGGGGACUACUUUGGGAAGGACUGUCCCAGACGGAAAUGUCCUUUUUCCGGAUAUUUUUCACACCGAUCAUCUUUUGUUUUACGAACGGUUCAGCGCUUACCAGGAUUACAUCUUGGCUGACUGCAAAGCCUCUGAGGUGAAGCAGUUCAUAGCUGAGUACCUGGAGAAGGUCCUUGAGCCCUGUGGCUGGCAGGCCAUCUGGCGCACUGAUGUGUUUCAGGUCCUUGUUGGGGUGGUUGGUGUGAAUUUCCCAGCCCUGAAGGCAGUUGUGCAGCUCAGUGAGCCGUUCCUGUGUGAGUCCCAGGACAGCAGCUUUACCCAGGAGUGCAUGCAGGAGCUGCUGGAGCUGAAGGAACAUGAGAUCCUGCUGCAGGAGCUGUGGGUUGUGUAUGAUGAGUCAGGAGAGUUUGACCAGACAGCACUAGCCAUAGAGCAUCUCAGGUUCUUCUACCGGAGCAUCUGGAGGAUCUGGGAUGAGGAGGAGGAGGAUGAGUUUGAUUACUUUGUGCGAUGUGUUGAGCCCCGACUGAGACUGCACUAUGACAUCCUGGAACAACGGGUGCCUUCUGGGCUGGUGGUUGAUUACCAGAACUUGUUGUCUCAGUGUGAAGAGCUUUAUAAGAAGUUUUUAAAUGUGAGGAACAGCAUAUCAAACAAUGAUUCGGACUCAGAAGCAGAAAACGUUUCCAUGGUGGAAGGACUAAAAUUGUAUGACAAAGUGGAGCACUUAAAACAAAAGCUCAAACUAAUUGAGAAUCCUCUGCUGAGGUACGUGUUUGGUUACCAAAAAUACGGCAGCCUCCAGGCUAAAGGACUGAGACCAACAGGUGCCAAGGUCAUUCAUGUUGUGCCCUGGACCAUGACAGCAAACCUGCUCCACCUGUUGGCAAGGGACAAACUUUGCCCAGAAUCUUGUGAAGACUUAGAAAUACAGUUUCACCGUGAUCCACUGACAGCUGUAAAUGCCUGUUAUGAAGGAGACAGAGUCAUCAUCUGUCCUGGCCAUUAUUUUGUGGAUGGCAUGUUCUCCAUUGCUGAUUCAGUAGAGCUAGAAGGCUAUGGCCUGCCAGAUGAUGUCGUGAUAGAAAAGCAAGGGAAAGGAGACAACUUCUUUGACUGUACAGGAGCCAAUAUAAAGAUCUCCAACUUGAAGUUAGUGCAGCAUGAUGCUGUGGAGGGGAUUUUAAAUGUCCAUCAUGGGAAAACCACGCUGGAGAAUUGUGUGUUACAGUGUGAAACCACUGGAAUAACAGUGAGGACAUCAGCUGAGCUACUGAUGAAAAACUCAGAUCUCUAUGGGGCAAAGGGUGCAGGUGUGGAAAUCUAUCCAGGAAGUGCGUGCUCCCUGCUGCACAACGGGAUCCACCACUGCAAGGAGGGAAUACUGAUCAAGAACUUCUUAGAUCAGGAUUAUGAGGCUCCCAAGAUAACUAUGAUUCAUAAUAUUAUCCACAAUAAUGAUGGAUAUGGUGUGGUCCUGGUUAGACCAGCGGUGCCCUCUGAAACAAAGGAUGCUUCAGGACAAGGAGCUAAAGGGAACACACAACCUACCCAGGCAGGUGAUGAGACAGCCUGUGCAGAGGGCUCCAGGCAAGAACAACCUGGAUGUGUAACUGAUGAGUUGGAGCUUUGUAAGCGAGCUGAGACUUCUGAACAAACUCAAAACAACUCUGAAAUUGCAAAUGUACUUGGGGCUACUUCUGCAAAGAAGAGACAGAUCCACAAGAAAAGACUGAGUGAACUGGGAUUUACAGAAGCUGAUGACAACCUAAUGUCACAGGAGAUGUUUGUCUCUGUUGAGGGCAAUCAGUUCAAAUGGAAUGGGAAAGGAAGUUUUGGUAUCUUUUUUUUCUGACUGUCCUGACUCCUGCUGGCAUUGCAGUAGGAUUUGUACAGUUACUGAUCAGGUCACAUGCCAAGAGUUGUGCAAUGGUGUUAUGCUUUUAUUACCCGAGUGUAAUCCCUAUUAAAGGACUGUGGCUAGAAACUCA
Molecule: messenger RNA, 2548 nt
Organism: Ficedula albicollis (Collared flycatcher)
Lineage: Eukaryota; Metazoa; Chordata; Aves; Passeriformes; Muscicapidae
Gene: SHCBP1
Product: SHC SH2-domain binding protein 1
Exons: 14
Coding region: 1-2412 (803 amino acids)
Biological process (GO): fibroblast growth factor receptor signaling pathway
Source: RefSeq, a predicted model, not a curated record